AUGCAGAAGGGCUGGAAGAAGUACUUCGGGCAGAAGUCCUUCAGCGAGGUGGCCAUGGACGAGUACCUGGGCAGCCUGGGGCUCUACCGCAAGAUGACGGCCAAGGACGCCUCCUGCCUCUUCCGAGCCGUCUCGGAGCAGCUGUUUUCAUCUCAAAUUCAUCACAUGGAAGUUAGGAAAGCUUGUGUCUCAUUUAUGAGGCAACACCAGCAUAAGUUUGAAUCUUAUGUGGAAGGAUCAUUUGAGAAAUACCUUGAACGACUAGGAGAUCCAAAGGAAAGUGCUGGCCAGCUGGAAAUGAGUGCUUUAUCAGUGAUGUACAAGCGAGACUUCAUUCUGUACCGGUACCCUGGAAAGCCACCCACUUAUGCUACAGACAAUGGCUGUGAAGGCAAGAUUUUACUGUGUUGUUCCGGCAACGGCCACUAUGACUCUGUGUAUACAAAACAAUUCCAGGAAAAUGCUGCUAUUUGCCAGGCUGUAUUAUACAAGAUCCUGUACAAAGAUGUGUUUGGCAUGGAUGAGGAAGAAUUAAGGUCUGCAGUUGAGGUGUUUCGAAGUGGAUCCAAGAAGAACAGAAACAGUGGCUCUGUAGGAAAUGAGGAUGCAAACUUUGAUUGUCUUCAUGAAAAAGUAUCCCGAAAUCCAUCAGAAAAGAGAGUGGAUGACUGGGAAGGCAAUGAUACUGACAAUCCACAGGAAGAUAAGUUCAAACAAGGCAUUGAAGAAGAAAAGCCUCCAGAAAAUCCAUCAAAGAUGCCUGUUCCUUAUAAGGUGCUAAAGGCACUGGACCCUGAGAUCUAUCGAAAUGUGGAGUUUGAUGUUUGGCUGGACAGCAGAAAAGAGCUUCAAAAAACUGACUACAUGGUGUUUGCUGGGAGACAGUACUAUUUAGGAGACAAGUGUCAGGUACGGCUGGAGCCUGGAGGUAAGUAUUACAAUGCUCAUAUCCAGGAAGUCGGACAGGAUGGCAACACGUUGACUGUAUUUGUUGAGGAGCUGGCAGAAAAGCAUACAGUUCCUUUGGCAAACUUAAAACCAGUGACACAAGUGGCGCCUGUCCUUGCUUGGAAUAUGGUUCCCAGCCGCAAAGGAGGAACCUAUCAGAAAAUAGCAGGUGGAUACUUCACAGGAAUAGAAAUGGAUAUGAAAACACGGAAGAGAAUGCUUAAGAAGGUUCGUGGAAAGGAAGUCUUUAUGACUGUGGCUUAUAGCAGGGGUCAGCCAGUUCUUCCACCCCGGCUACAGCACAGUGUUCCUUCGGGGCGCUCUCCUCCAGUUCACUGCUCACAGGGUGGUGGAAAUAUGGCACCUUAUGAACCCUAUCAUCCUCAGAAUCCUCCUCAGAGACAUAACCGUGGAUUUGGGAUGCCAAGGGGAUCUGCCCGAUUUAUAAACAGGCACAACAUGGUUGGCCCUCAAAUAGCAUUCUACCCCAGUCCAGGAAAGAGAUGUUAUCAGAGCUAUGACAAUUUCUCCUGCAGGUCCUGCACGUACAAUCGUAGCCGCCGUCAGAUGCAGUGUGUGAAUAAGGAAUGUCAGUAUGGGUUUGUACCAGGGAAUGAAGAGGAGCCUCAAGGACCAGAAGAAACUAUAACUUUCUAUGAAAUUGAAGGAGAGGAUGACACAGCUUUUCCUACUUUACCAAGCCAGGGUAGCCCUGCUCCCAUUGUCCAUGGUCCAGGAGGAUUUUGGGUAGCAAGGAGAGGCCCAAACUCUGUUCCACCUAACAAGCAGACCCUAAAUUCCUCAGAGGAGGAAGAAGAAACAAGUGAAAAUGGGAAAUUUCAUGAAGAAUAUAUCUAUGCACCUCCAGAUCCUGACUGUGAAACUGCAACAGUAUUUAGUUCAGCAGAACCUACAGCAAACUUGGUGAUGGUGAACUCUGCAGCAAUCUCAACCUCAACAGGUGUUUAUGCUGCUCCAGCUGCAGGCUUCUCCUCAAAUUCUGCUGCCUCCACUCCAGCCAGUGUCACAACAGCAGCUCCCCCACAAACAGCAGUUCAGCCAGUCAUAGUAUCUCCCCUUUCUAUAGGGAGGCCAGCAGUUUCUUCAGUGCCAUUCCCAGUUUAUUCAGCUCCUCUUCCUCCAGUCAGUGAGGUGGGAGAAGCUGGUGCCGUUCUUCCACCUUACUCUUGUGAUCCCAGUGGCAGUGAUCUGCCUCGAGAUACAAAGGUCUUGCGGUAUUAUUUUAAUCUGGGAUUGCAAUAUUAUCAUCAGAGCUAUUGGCCUUCCAUGGUGUAUGUACAGCCCGUGCUGCCACCAUCACCUGUGGAAGUUUAUCCAGCAUAUGCUGAGCCAGCUCCUGUCCUAGAUCAGUCAGUCCCUCAGCUCUACACCGAUGCUGGGCGAACUGAAGUCCACCAGGUUCCCUUGGAAGCACCUGCAAAUGGUAACUUUCAAAAUGCAGAGCCUCCGCCCCUGUCCUACGGGCCAGUAUAUUACCCAGUCAUGUCGGACGCCUUCAGCCAGCAGUCUCUUCCUGGGUUUGAUUCUUUAGUACCUGCCUAUCGCUAUGUUAGUACCUGGCAUCCAGUAAAUCCACCAUAUGGAAAUUCUCCACAAAUUGCUAAUGCUGUAAGUUCUGGACCACUGCACCAAGUCGGCUAUAUUGCCUCACCUAACCCUGCACCUCAUGAUGUGCCUCAAGGAAUGUAA
This is a messenger RNA of Balearica regulorum gibbericeps (East African grey crowned-crane), 2658 nucleotides long. NCBI's taxonomy places the organism in Eukaryota, Metazoa, Chordata, Aves, Gruiformes, Gruidae. The record is from RefSeq and is a predicted model, not a curated record.